Messenger RNA from Effrenium voratum, 1092 nucleotides. The record is from the annotation of a GenBank genome assembly. Lineage: Eukaryota; Dinophyceae; Suessiales; Symbiodiniaceae.
AUGACCAAACCCAAGAAAAGCCCGUCCACCUCGGAGACGAUUCUCGCCAGUCGCCGAACGUUUCUGCGAAAGGCAGGACUUGGCGGCGCCGCCGUUGCCGGGUCGGCGCUCGCCGCGCCGGCCGUGCUCGCACAGAACGGCCCGAUCAAGUGGCGCCUGCAGACAUACUCCGGCGCGCCGUUGGGCGCCCAUGUGAUCAAGCCGCAGAUCGACGCGUUCAACGCGGCGGCCAAUGGCGAAAUGGAAAUCGAGCUCUACUAUGCCGACCAGCUGGUGCCGACCGGCGAGUUGUUCCGGGCGAUGCAGAACGGCACCAUCGACGCGGUCCAGUCCGACGAGGCGACGAUGGCCUCGCCUGUCGAUAUCUCCGUGUUCGGCGGCUAUUUCCCCUUCGCCACCCGCUACAGCCUCGAUGUGCCGUCGUUGUUCCGCUACUACGGGCUUCAGGAGAUCUGGGAAGAAGCCUAUUCGGAAGUCGACAACGUCACCUGGCUUUCGGCCGGCGCCUGGGAUCCGCUUCAUAUCUUCACCAAGGACCCGAUCCGCUCGCUCGCCGACAUGCGCGGCAAGCGCGUCUUCGGUGUGCCCACCGCCGGCCGGUUCCUGUCGCGCUAUGGCCUGAUCCCGGUCACCGUGCCUUGGGACGACGUCGAGGUCGCGCUGCAAACGGGCGAACUGGACGGUGUGGCAUGGUGCGGGUUCACCGAAGCCUAUGAGGUGGGCUGGGCCGAUAUCUGCAACUAUGCGCUGACCAAUUCGGUGACCGGCGCCUGGUUCGGUUCCUAUUUCGCCAACACCGAAAGCUGGAACAAGGUGCCCCCGCAUCUGCAGGAGUUGUUCCGCAUCACCAUUGACCAGUCACACUAUUACCGUGCCGUCUGGUACUGGGGCGGCGAGGCCAAGCUGCGCGUCGAAGGCGAGAAGAUGGAACUGACCUCCAUUCCCGCCGACGAAUGGGCGCAGGUCGUCUCCGACGCCGCCGGGUUCUGGGACGAGAUCGCCGCAUCGUCCGACCGGGCGGGCCGCGUUGUCGAGGCCUUCAAGACCUAUUCCGACACGAUGGAAAAGGCCGGUUAUCCCUACCGGACCUGA